Messenger RNA from Micromonas pusilla CCMP1545, 270 nucleotides. RefSeq lists its product as uncharacterized. Lineage: Eukaryota; Viridiplantae; Chlorophyta; Mamiellophyceae; Mamiellales; Mamiellaceae. The record is from RefSeq and is a predicted model, not a curated record. The transcript has a single exon. The annotation marks the transcript as partial. Gene Ontology annotation, cellular component: preribosome, large subunit precursor; nucleus. Gene Ontology annotation, biological process: ribosomal large subunit export from nucleus; ribosomal large subunit assembly.
GCGCAAGACCUCUGGCGGAAACUCGAGACGCUCACCGGGACGCUGUCGGGGGAACUCGCGGAACAGCUGCGGCUCAUCUUGGAGCCGACGCUCGCGUCGCGUCUUCAGGGGGAUUUCCGCACGGGGAAGCGUCUGAACAUGCGGAAGAUCAUUCCGUACAUCGCGUCGGAUUUCCGUAAAGAUAAGAUCUGGCUCCGGCGCUCGAAGCCGUCGCAGCGGAAGUACCAGGUCGUCCUCGCGAUCGACGACUCGAGGUCCAUGGCGGAGAAC